UGUUUGUGUGUGUGUGUGCGUGUGUGUGUGUGUGUGUGUGUGUGUGUGUAACAUGCCCGAGCCCGAGCAGGGAUAGUUACAGCACCAUCAGUCGAGAUGGAUUCAAUGCACAGGGCGGCGCUGGAUAUCUCCACCAGGAAUCCUCAGGACGACUUUGAGGUUCUUCUGAGGGUGGGAGGAGGAACCUACGGAGAAGUCUACAAGGCUCGUAACAAGCAAAAUGGAGAGCUGACAGCCAUCAAGGUCAUCAAGAUGGAACCAGAGGACGACUUCUCGAUCAUUCAGCAGGAGAUUGUCAUCGUGAAGAGCUGCAAACAUCGAAAUAUAGUUGCAUAUUAUGGCAGCUACAUACGCGCCAACAAGCUGUGGAUCUGUAUGGAGUUUUGUGGAGGAGGCUCCCUGCAUGACAUCUACCACGUGACUGGUCCUCUGUCUGAGCCACAGAUAGCCUUCGUCUGCAGGGAGACGCUGCAGGGCCUGGACUACCUCCAUGGAAAGAAGAAGAUCCACAGAGACAUCAAGGGUGCCAAUAUCCUCCUCAUGACAGGCGAGGUCAAGCUAGCUGACUUUGGGAUCUCGGCCCAGAUUACAGACACCCUGGCCCGACGGAUGUCUUUCAUCGGGACGCCAUAUUGGAUGGCGCCAGAGGUGGCAGCGGUGGAGCUUAAAGGAGGCUAUAAUGAGUUGUGUGACAUCUGGUCUGUGGGCAUCACAGCUAUCGAGCUGGCUGAGCUUCAGCCGCCACUUUUUGACAUCCACCCACUACGGGUCCUCUUCCUCAUGUCGAAGAGUGGUUACCAGCCUCCUAAACUGAAGGACAAAUCUAAAUGGUCUUCCACGUUCUACAGCUUUGUAAAGGCCAUGUUGGUGAGGAACCCGAAGAAGAGACCCAGUGCCUCCAAGAUGCUGUCGCACGUGUUUGUGACCCAGCAGUGUCUCAAACAGGACCUGAUCCUGGAUCUGCUGGAGAAGGUCCAACACCCGGAGAAACUGAAGAGCUGCCUGGUCUCAGAGGAGGACGAGAUGGAGGUGGCGGUACCCGGUUCCCUCAGGAGAAUCCACUCCAUCAAUAGACAUAACCAGGCUCAGAGGACUGACUCUGACAUCACCUUGGAGCAAAUCUAUACUCAGAGGCCGGUAAAGAAAGACUCACUGGGAGCAACGUUACACCGAUCACUGGGAUCUACUAAUAGUGGACAGAGCCCAGUCAGAGACCUCAAUGUGGAUGAGGACUCAGAUGAUGAUUAUGACGAUGUGGACAUCCCUACUGUACAGACCACCAGAGUUCUCUCAAUGCCGGCUGAUGACGUCCCACCUCCACUUCCUCCAAGGUCCAAGGUGCGGACCAGCUCAGAGGAGAACAUGACGGCGGAGGAGGAUCGGUUGCGGGUGCCUGGCUCCCUCCUCGCCCCCUCACCUCUCCUGCGGACCUCGAGCGGCACGCACACGCGACCUGUCCCAAGACCGCGCUCCACGAGACAUACCCGCUCAGAACCUGUGCCCCGCCCGGACCAGCUGACUGACUGUCCUGCCGACCUCAUCCCUCCUGAGCUUCCCCCAAAAGACCCUCGCAGGAGGCAACAGCAAGCCAGGGAAUCAGCUGAAUGUGUAACUCCUGUCCUGAGGAAGCCCACUGUCAGUUUUAAGAAGGUCUUCCACGGCUGUCCUCUCAAAGUCAUCUGCUCCACAAUCUGGGAAAACCCAACCAGCAAAGACCAGCAUCUGAUCCUGGGAGCCGAAGAAGGGAUUUACACCCUCAACCUCAAUGGCUCUGAGGCCACCAUGGAGCUGUUGUAUCCAGGGAAGUGCACCUGGGUCUACAUCAUUAACAAUGUCCUCAUGUCCGUAUCAGGUAAAUCGUCACAGCUUCAUUCCCAUUCAAUGAAGGAGUUGCAUGAGCAGGCACGGAAAGACCAGAGGAUAGUCGCCAUAACAACACACAGACUGUUACCUCGGAAAUACUCAGUGACCUGUAAGAUACCAGAUACCAAGGGCUGCAGGACCUGUUCAGUCGCGGGUAACGUGCAGCGCGGCGUUGUCUUCCUGUGUUGUGCUCUGGAGUCUAGCGUGGUGCUGCUCCAGUGGUAUGAGCCCAUGCACAAGUUCAUGCUCAUCAAGCAUUUUGACUUCCCCCUGCCCAGCCCCCUGCGGCUGUUCGAGAUGCUGGUGAUUCCCCAGCAGGAGUACCCGCUGGUCUGCAUCGGCAUGUCCCGAGGCCUGUGCCCCAACCAGCCAGUCGUCAUGGAAACCAUUAACCUCAACUCCAACACUUCCUGGUUCACCAGCACCGGCCUUGAGAAACAAAGCCCAAACAUGGUACAGGUGAACCAGCUGGACAGUAGCUCAGUGCUGGCCCUCAUUGACAAGUCAGUGCACAUAGUUAACCUUGAGGGGGAGCUAAAGAGCAACAGGAUUCACGACACCACCUUCUGUUUUGACGUGGAGGCUGUAGUAUAUUUUGAAGACACACUGCUGGCGGUGUGGCGUCACGGUUGGCAGAGAAGAGGAGAGUCUUUCACUGAGGUCCUUCAGGAGGCCAGAGACCUCCAUAAGAUCUACAGGCUGGUGGGGUCGGACAGGAUGGCUGUCUUGGAGACGCGACAGACCGAGGACCAAUCAGGGUUUAGUAACCUGUACAUCCUGGGAAAUGCCGAGAACUACAUCCUGUUGCCGUGACCGACCCAGGCAGAGAGCCUCAUGGGAGCUCCGAUAGUCCCCUUUCCAUAUUGUACAUCAUCAGCGAGGAACUCGUGGCGUUUGAUGGAGGGGCCGCCGACACAUAGCACGUCCACAUUUAUUUUUUUUUUCGGUUAUCAUCCCCGUUGGUUGUUUUCAACACGGGUGGACAGAUCGUCUCCGUAUGACAAUAUCUUCCAAGCGUGAGGGCUUGGACGAUGUACUGAAAGGGAGUCGACACGUCGCUCUGUUAUUCCCGCCCUUCUCAAAGGACAUCUUUCAGACCCACAUUUCUCAAUCUGGAUGACCUGCAGUCGCCCAGUCUUCUUAUAACUAACAUUUGAUAGCGUGUGAGCUGAGAAUAGGUUUUGUACAGCACACUAGUGCGGAUGUGGAAAACCCCGAUGAACCCUGAUCAUUCUGAUUGACCCCCCCCCCCCCGACAGCAAAGCACAAGAGGGUAUCUUCUUUGGUUGAGGUUGGGUCAAAAGCAGCAGCGGCCGAUGUCCCCCCCCCCCCCCACACUUUUUCUCCCCAAUAGUACACGUCCAAUUACCCCACUCUCCCGAGCCGUCCUGGUCUCUGCUCCACCCCUUCUGCUGAUCCGGGGAGGGCUGCAGACUACCACAUGCCUCCUCCCAUACAUGGGGAGUCGCCAGCCGCUUCUUUUCACCUGACAGUGAGGCGUUUCACCGGGGGGACGUAGCACGUGGGAGGAUCACGCUACCCCCCCCUGAACGGGUACCCCGACCGACCAGAGGAGGUGCUAGUGCAGCGACCAGGACACAUACCCACAUCCAGUUUCCCACUGUAGGGUAACACGGGGAUUCGAACCGGCGAGCCCCGUGUUGGUAGGCAACAGAAUGGACCGCCAUGCCACCCGGACACCCCUGCAGCAGCCGAUGUUGACGGACAUAUCAGCGGAUGCUCCUCUGAAGCCUUCAUCAUCUCGUUCAUAACCUUGUGAAAGGACUGCUCAACCCAGAGCCCUGUGUCGCACCGGUAUUGCUUAUGGUGUGUUGUUGUGCGUCAUAUUUGUUUCUGUUGGUUCACGGAUGCCCCCCCCCCUCACCGCUGUUACAUUGUAAUAAAG
Molecule: messenger RNA, 3769 nt
Organism: Lampris incognitus (smalleye Pacific opah)
Lineage: Eukaryota; Metazoa; Chordata; Actinopteri; Lampriformes; Lampridae
Product: mitogen-activated protein kinase kinase kinase kinase 5-like
Biological process (GO): protein phosphorylation
Molecular function (GO): ATP binding; MAP kinase kinase kinase kinase activity
Source: RefSeq, a predicted model, not a curated record